Frieseomelitta varia is the source of this 6742-nucleotide messenger RNA. RefSeq names its product FERM domain-containing protein 5 (gene Frmd5). NCBI's taxonomy places the organism in Eukaryota, Metazoa, Arthropoda, Insecta, Hymenoptera, Apidae. Gene Ontology annotation, molecular function: cytoskeletal protein binding. The transcript is spliced from 12 exons. The record is from RefSeq and is a predicted model, not a curated record. The coding region runs from base 307 to 2637 and encodes 776 amino acids. Gene Ontology annotation, cellular component: cytoskeleton.
GCAACAUGGGGUUUGUUACGUGAGUUGAGAACAUGGCAUCGUUGCAACAGUGGGUCAGAAGACAGGACCGGUUGACAGAAAGUUUGGUAUUCUAUUACGGUGAUGUGUCGUUCGUUGUGUAGUGUCAUCGUGCGUUAUAUCAACUUGCCGGAAAAUUUACUGAAAAGUCGCAUGUCAGCGACGAUUAUUAUUAUUUACGACAACAAUAACGUGAAUCGAAAGUAAUUAGCUGGCAGUGUGUGGUGUUGUGGGGCAGGAGACGAUGAGGGUCGGGGGGAUAAUUCGGGUGGCGACUUGAGGGCAGAAAUGUUGAAAUUUGGUAGUAAAAGUGACGUUACGGUGGUGCAUCGCGCCACUAUUCGACUUCUAGACGACGCCGAAAUUAUCCACUGCGACUUUCAGCCUCAGCACAAAGGAAGAUACAUUCUCGAAUAUGUAUGCAAGCAACUUAAUAUCUUGGAAACGGAUUAUUUUGGGCUUCGUUACGUGGAUCAUUGUAGGCAAAGGCAUUGGUUAGAUCUGGCAAAAACAGCGAUUAAGCAAGUGAAAGACAUGGAUCCGAUUCUGUUCAGUUUUCGCGUGAAAUUUUAUCCACCGGAUCCUCUCAGACUGAAGGAAGAAAUAACUAGGUAUCAAGUUUACCAACAACUUAAAAGGGACCUUCUUCAUGGACGGCUAUAUUGCAGUCCAGGUGAAGCAGCUCUGCUAGCGGCGUGCAUCGUGCAAAGUGAAUUAGGAGAUUAUGAUCCUAAAAUUCAUGAAGGAAAUUAUAUUUCCGAGCACAAAUUACUACUUAAACAAACGGAAGCUAUUGAAGAGAAAGCUAUGAAACUGCAUCAAACAGAGUUGAAGGGAUUCACUCCAGAACAAGCGGAAACUCACUUCCUUAGGUUAGCAUCACAGUUGGAUACAUAUGCCGUUGAUCCACAUCCUGUAAAGGACCAAAAAGGUGCACAAUUAUAUCUCGGUAUUAAUCAUUGUGGAAUUCUAACCUUUCAAGGAUCCCGUAAAACACAUCAUUUCCGCUGGCCGGAGGUUCAAAAAAUCAACUACGAAGGAAAAAUGUUUAUUGUACAUUUAACGAUAAGUGAGGACGUGAGGACAAAGAAAAAGCACACUGUUGGGUUUAAGUGUCCCACGGGAUCGAACUGCCGCCACGUAUGGAGAUGCGCCAUCGAGCAAAUGUUAUUUUUCACAUUACCUAGGGCGUCAGAUGCACCAGUUGUAAGCGGUGGAUCUAUCUUCUCCUGGGGUACAAAAUUCAAAUAUACCGGUAGAACAGAAAAAGAAGUUUUAGAAGAAACGGGUCCGCUUCGGAAAGAAGAACCACCUAUACAGCGAUGUCAAACCACGUGUCUUAGAAGAAAAGCUAGUAGUGUGCCAGCCACCCCCAGUACCCCUAGUCAAGAUCUUGUUGAAAUCAGAUAUUCCAGUUUGCCACGUAGCUGUCACAGCGCAGGUUUGGAUGGUGCUGGAAUGUCAGAAGGUAGUACCGGCGUUCCAUUCAGUUCGCCUUAUUGUCCAGAUAAUACUUUACCACUUCUAGAACCUGUUUCGGAGGACCAAGAAAUUCAUGGCAGAAGAAACAAUGCAGUAGACGAAAAUGAUACGCAUGUGAGAGCCACCCACAACACCACCACUACCACCACCACCACCACUACCACCAUCACUUUCAACACCACCACAAAUCGUGCGAAAGUUAGAAUGAAAUAUCCCAAGAGCACGCAGAACCGACCUCAACCAUUGUACAGUCAAAAAAUAGUAAUAGGCUCGGAGGAAUUAGUCGGGCGUAACAUCGAUAACGUCGUCAGGCAACGUAUAAACGCUCUCGAAAAAAGUCCGAAGGUGAUCAGGUCGACGGCUCUGAUAAUAAAGAGUUCUAAAAUACCGGCGGAAUCACUGAAAGCUGGUAAAGAAAUCGCGAACGAGACGUACGUAUUCCCGGCAGAAGACUCGGGAACGAUCAUUACAACGGUGAUAGACGGUCCAUUCGAUUCUAACAUCGGUAAGACGAUCUUGCGCAGGUCUAACGAGCAGGUAAGCAUGCUCGUCCGUCCUCAGGAGAAUGAGGUUGAUUGUCGCGGCACCGCAACCACGAUGAAAACAGCAAACGGUUACAUUGCAUCGGCAACAACUGACGUCGAAGACGUUAGAAACGGAGUCGGAGCCACGAAACGACGGGAAAGGACAGUCGGUCAACACGAAGGUGUAAUUAACGACUAUUACUUUAGAGAUUCUUUCGAUCAUUCGUCAUCAGAAAGUCAACUAUUGGACGCGUCUGGCAAACCGCACAGUCGUUCGGUGACCCCGGUGCCACAAAUGCAGAAACUUCAGAAUUCGAAAGUUUGUCUUCAACAACAGCAACAGCAGCAACAACAACAGCAAUUCCAGCAUCAACGGCAACCAAGUCGGCGUUUAAAUACUAAACUGAGGCACAAAAAUCUCCGAAUCACGAGGCUUUUCAUUCCAGCUUUUAUGCUUACGAUCACAGUUCUGUUUAUCGUGAUCGUCAUGGUAUUCGAGACAGACACGACGCUUUUCAAUAACUUGCGUAAGACACCAGAAAUGGUGGCUCUGAAGAACCAAUACUACGUCCCUAUUAAGGAGUUCUUGAGGACAAAGCUCGGCCUAUUUUGAUGCGACCCGACAAUGACCAGGUUAAGGUCGCCCUUUGUCACUAUGUAACUUCCUUCAGUGCCAAGUCGAGAAGAUGUUGCCGAGGCCGGGGAACGAGAAUACCGUUUCUUGUUCACACGUCAUUUCCUCUUUCGAUUUUCAUACGGCAUGACGACUUGUUUCUUCUUUUCUUUUUUAUUUUUCUAUCUCUGAAUCAACGCGGAUACAUUGAGUUGAUAUUUGAAGUUUUUAGCUGAAGACUGUCUUAAUACAGAAAUAGCGUAUCAAUAUUGGAAUUCACUAGCAAUGCAGUUAGUUUAUUGUUACAGUAAAAAAAUAUCAAGAACUUCAAGUACCAAUUACGAUAUAUCUUUAAAAUUGAGCAAAACUGCAUUUCUGAAACGUUAUUUUCUGCGAUAAAAAGUACUUUUGUUUUAUUAUUUCUGUACUUUUUGCACUGUUACAUAUAUGUAUAUAUGCAGGAUGCAUCACGAAAUAAUUUCUACAAUUUUUUCGGCAUUUACAAUGCUUUGGCAAAAAGAGUCUCAAGCAAAAUUUAAAUAAUUUUCAAUUGGUUAUAAGUUACGCGUUAUUAAUACUUAUUUCAAAAAAAAAAUUUUAUUUUUUUCAUAAAAAAUCAAGGUUACCUUUUUGCACUGUGUAUUUCUGACUUCACUACAUUGUAACUGAUGUCAAGACGAAUUCAAAAUCUGAUAACCUUGAAUUCAGAAAUUACGUUACGGAUCUUUCGAUAAUAGGUAACACGCUAAUCAAAGGAUUACAUACACGCGAUAACACAAGUAAAUGAAAAUUAAAUUUUAUUUAUGACAAACAAUGUAUUCAAUUAUGAAAGUAAAUGUUCAAAUUCAUUUUGAUAUUGCUGUCGUUAUAUGUUGUCGAAUUCAAGAUCAUGAGAAGAUAGUAUCAGCUACAAUACUAUAAAGUCAAAAAUACACAGUAAAAAUCACUUUUAAAAAUUAAGAUCUUGAUUUUUUAGUAAAAAAAAAGAAAUUUUUUUUUUAAAUUUUGUUUACUGCAACCAUUUAAAUUUUAUGUAAGACCUUUUUAGAAAACCAUCGAAAAUGCUUAAAAAAUCAUGAGAACUAUUUUGUGACGCAGCCUUUAUAUAUUUAAAUCUUAGUAACUUAACAUUGUAUAUCUACUCUAACAAAGACAAAGUGUUUUGUACAAAAGAUUUACAUUGCGAGUUCUCGUGUUUGCUAAGUUACGCAUAAUGUGACAAAUUGUUAGGAAACUUUGUUAUAGUACCUUUAUCAAAUUUAUUUAAUAAAUUUAGAUGAAAGUCAGUUUCUAAGUAUUAUAAUAUAUAAUAUAUAAAUAUAUAUAUAGAGAAUGUGUCGCAGAUCGAGAAAGUCGUAUUUAUAUUUAAAUACAAAAGUAGAUUAUACACAAAUGUACGUUUUCAACUUACAAUUAGUAAUAGACAUCAUGAGCAGAAACAUCAAUUAGUAUGCUGCACAACAUGUUUUUACUCUUUUUCUGUAUAACGAAGCGAUGUUAUGUAUAUUUUAAUUUUCAACUAAAAGCAUAUAUCAAAAUUACUGCAUUUUCUGAUGGAUAAAAUUCAGUUUUUAGUAUUUUCUGUUUUUAGUCUUGUAUAUCUAAUAAAUGCGAUCUUCGCAUUUGUAAAGUAUAUUUUUAAAUGUCCUCGUAUUUACAUUAGAUUUUACUUUUACUUUAUAAUUUCAAAAUACUACAAAAUACUCUCACUCACUGAGAGAAUACAUAAGUCAUAAUCCUCACUGAUUAAUAUGAAAUUUCAUUAACAAUCUUAAUUUACUAAAUUUAAAGAUGGUAAUUCACUCUCUUGAUUUUAUGUAUAUUAGAAAAUGCAAUGAUUGAAAUAAUAUGCAAAUAUACGUUUAAAUUUACUCAAUUUCGAAUUUCAACGCUAGUGUGAUACACAUAAGAUUCAGCAUGCGCGAUCAUAAACAUUAUUCAUUCGUAAAUAAACUAAAAAAAUUGUAAACUUAAAAUCCGCUUUCGCUGUAAACUUUCAGUUGUAAAAUAACUUUUAUGAGGCAAUUUAAUAGAUAUUAUACGAUAAUAUGAAGUGCAAUCGGAUAUAUUAUGUAAAAAAACGGAUGUUUCUUCUACUUUUAUUCUAAUGUUAUCGACGUUUUCCUGAAAAUUCGUAUAAAGAAAAGGAGUAUGUUUCUUGAACUUUGCAUUAGCAUGGAAGAAACAACUAUCGAUCGAUUGGAUGAAAAAAAUCUGUUUUUAUUCAUUUUAAUUUUGAUUUAUUCUUUGAUAAAUGGAUAAAUAAAUAUAAGCAAAAUUCAAUUUGUGUGCACAAUAGGAUGAAUCGUUAAACAUUAAUAUAUAACUAUAUAACUUUCUUGAAUUUUGGUGAUAUCUGAAGAUACUAAAUCAAACAAUUAUCUAUUAAAGAGAAUAGAUUAUAUUAUAUUGUAUAUUUUGCAAUGCUAAAUUUGCUGGACAAUAAAUUUUUAGUUAUAAAAUUUAGUUUAUUAGAUUAUGGAGCAUGAAAUAUUGUUCAGUGACCUAAAUUUAAUAAAUUAAAUCUAGUAGGGAUUAGCUUACAAAUAUUUAUUUGCAAUAAUAAAUAAUAUGACAAUUAGAUUAGUUUAUAAAACUCAAUAUGUUAUAAUUGUACAUUCAUGGAUAUUUAUAAAUGCAUAAAGCUACUUAUUUUUAUAGUAAACUACAAAACAUCAAAAUAUUUAAUAUUACAAAAACAUAGUUUCUGUUUGUGAUAUUAUUUAUGCGAUAACAAAACAAUAUUUUCUUAUUAUACAUAUAUGUCGUCGAGAACAAACAUAAAAUGAGUUUCACCUUUAAUAUCUCACGAUUCAUCCUAUUAUAAUGAGAAAAAUUCGUUUUGUUAUGAGUUUUCUUUGAUAUAUUGAAUUACUUCCGAAAAUUACAUAAAAAUGACAUAAUGAAAAAAAAUUAUCCAAAGAACAAAAUAAUUUGUCUGGAUUUGAGUAUAAUAUGAUGUAAUGAAAUAGUGAAGUAGUGGAAAAUUGGAAUCCGCAUUUUUCUAUCUUAAAUUACAAUAUUUUAGAUUGUGCUUAGAAUCGAUAUUAUAUGAUAUUCUAUUCAUUAAUUUGACAUUUUUAGACGUAUAUACAAACACACACACACAUAUUCAUACAUACAUUCUAUUACUUGAUGAUCUUCAGAAUCUUUAUCGCUAAAUAAUUUUUUAUCUAGUAGUAUUACUUUUCUUUGUUGAUAAUGAAGUGGAAUAUUACAACUGAUAUUUCAAAUAAUUUUUAAAAAAUAUAUGAACACAGUUGAUUAAUAUGAAACAUGAAACAUAUGAUAAAAACCAGCGUUCAAAAAUCAUUUUCUUUAUUCUUGCUAUUAAUUUUAGUUAAUAUUUAUUUGAAUGUAAAUAAAAUGACCAGAAAUACUUUUUUAUAAUAUAACAUUUUAAAAAAAUAAUAAUUUGGAUGAUGUUUAGAUGCAAUAAAAAAAAAAAAAGGUGAGAUAUAAUGAAACGAAAUUCGUGUGUCGGAAAAAAUUUCAAUACUCUAUUAGCGGAUGACAUAUUUAAUACACAGUAUAUUCGUAUAGUACUCUAGUAUUAAGUAAAAUUGCACGUUUUCUUUUUCCAUGGUUUUUGCAAUUUCGAAUAUUUUGAAUAUUUUCCAACAAUUCUCCGAAUACAUAAGAUCAAAUGUGAAAGUAUCAUUUAAAAUUUACAAUGAUCAAUUAUUUUCAAUCGUUUCUUAUUAGAGCUGGUUUCAUAGUGAUGUGUCGCAUAAAAUGCAUGGGCACAGCAUUCUAUCAUUUCAUCUGAAUUAAUCGAAAGAAAUUUGCAGUUUUUAUUUAUUAAUUAGUAGAUCAUUAAUUUUCACAGGUCCUAAUGUAAAAAGGAAGUGAAAAAAAAUCUUUUUGAUUAUUUAAGAACAAAUUUGAUAUAAGAUUUCAGUAUUAACAGCUGAAUAGUUACAUUAUUACAGCUGAAUAACAAUAAAAACAUACUUUCUAGAAAAUAUAAUACGAUGAAAGCAUCUUUAGUGAAUUUCUAGUUUAGCAGCUGUUUCCAAUUUUGGCUAUUUCGCUAUUUCGUUUCUUUAAUAAGAGGUUUAUUUUAUCACUAAAACAAGAAACCAAUCAAAAAAGAUCGAAAAAG